UAAAAACAAUCAACGACCUGUCCGUUUGAGAGAGACACACAAGAGAAAAUGGAGAUGGUGGAAGUGGCAGCAGAGACGACGACAACGAUGGUAAUAGUCGGGAAGAAUGAUAAUAAGGCUACCGAGGCAAAAACGAAGCUGUCGAAGCUGUUUUGGCAUGGGGGUUCAUGUUAUGAUGCUUGGUUCAGCUGUGCUUCAAACCAGGUAGCUCAAGUUCUUCUUACACUGCCAUAUUCAUUUUCUCAAGUGGGAAUGGUGUCUGGAAUUGUUCUUCAGCUGUUGUAUGGAUUCAUGGGAAGUUGGACAGCUUAUCUCAUUACUUCACUUUAUCUUGAAUAUAGACUCAGGAAGGAGACACAAAAACCUCACUACUUUACAAACCAUGUCAUUCAGUGGUUCGAGGUUUUAGAUGGGCUACUAGGGAAGCGAUGGAGGAACGUGGGACUAGCGUUCAAUUGCACAUUUCUAUUAUUCGGGUCGGUGAUACAACUAAUAGCAUGUGCGAGCAACAUAUAUUACAUAAAUGAGAAGCUUGACAAGAGGACAUGGACGUAUAUAUUUGGAGCAUGUUGUGCUACCACUGUCUUUGUUCCUUCUUUCCAUAACUAUAGAAUUUGGUCAUUUUUGGGUCUUGCAAUGACCACUUACACUGCUUGGUAUCUUGCCAUUGCCUCCUUCCUUCAUGGCCAGGUUGAAGGAGUGAAACACUCGGGUCCGACCAAGAUGGUCCUAUAUUUCACGGGGGCCACUAACAUUCUGUACACAUUUGGGGGACAUGCUGUCACAGUGGAAAUAAUGCAUGCAAUGUGGAAGCCAGAGAAGUUUAAAGGGAUAUAUUUGAUGGCUACGGUGUAUGUGUUGACAUUGACACUUCCAUCAGCGGCGGCUGUUUAUUGGGCAUUUGGAGAUUUGCUUCUUAACCAUUCUAAUGCUUUUGCUCUUCUCCCUAAAUCCCCCUUUAGAGAUUUGGCUGUUGUUUUAAUGCUCAUUCAUCAGUUCAUAACAUUUGGAUUUGCAUGCACACCAUUAUAUUUCGUAUGGGAGAAAACAAUAGGGAUGCACAAAUGCAAGAGUUUAUGCAAACGAGCCGCAGCUAGAUUGCCUGUGGUCAUUCCCAUAUGGUUUUUAGCCAUUGUCUUUCCUUUUUUCGGCCCCAUCAACUCCGCCGUCGGUUCACUCCUCGUUAGCUUCACUGUCUACAUCAUCCCUGCCCUUGCCCACAUGUUUACCUUCAAGUCCCCUACAGCUAGAGUGAAUGCUGUGGAGCAACCACCAAAAUUUGUGGGUAGGUGGGUGGGGACCUAUACGAUUAAUGUGUUCGUAGUAGUAUGGGUUUUGGUUGUAGGGUUCGGCUUCGGCGGGUGGGCAAGCAUGACCAACUUUAUACGACAGAUUGACAAUUUUGGCCUCUUUGCCAAAUGUUAUCAAUGCCCACCUCCUUUGCCUCCGCAACAACAUAACUUCACGGUGGCACCGCCUCCUCUCCACCAUCAUUACCACCAUUGACCGUCGUCUUUUCAACGUUUCGGCUUUUUUUUUUUUUUUUUUUUGGGUGAUGAGAGAGAUCUAUAGAUGGAUUAAAUUAAGUAUGCAAUUAUUUUCUGUUUUUGAUGGAAAUUUAAUAAAAUUUGGGGAGAACUAUAGGGUAAACUAGUCUUUUGGAGUGUGGCCCAAGAAGGAAUUUCAAUGUUAUUUGUGAUAUUCAAUGAUGAUGAGAUGAUACUGAAUUGAAUUAAAUUUU
Benincasa hispida (wax gourd) is the source of this 1741-nucleotide messenger RNA. Its product is annotated as auxin transporter-like protein 2. Lineage: Eukaryota; Viridiplantae; Streptophyta; Magnoliopsida; Cucurbitales; Cucurbitaceae. The record is from RefSeq and is a predicted model, not a curated record.